Messenger RNA from Neopsephotus bourkii (Bourke's parrot), 8090 nucleotides. It is a transcript of the gene PHIP, whose product is annotated as pleckstrin homology domain interacting protein. Lineage: Eukaryota; Metazoa; Chordata; Aves; Psittaciformes; Psittacidae. Gene Ontology annotation, biological process: regulation of cell shape; cytoskeleton organization; regulation of transcription by RNA polymerase II. Gene Ontology annotation, molecular function: protein binding. Bases 251 to 5725 code for a protein of 1824 amino acids. Gene Ontology annotation, cellular component: nucleus. The record is from RefSeq and is a predicted model, not a curated record. The transcript has 40 exons.
CGCGCUGGCUGGCGGCAGCGGCGGCAGCAGCAGCAGCGGCGGUGGCGUUGGUGGCGGGUCGGUGUGAGUUGUUUCCUCCUCCUGCCCGUGGGUUGAAUGGUGGAGCCGACACUCUUCCUAGUGAACGAACAGUGACAGCUACCGGGCGGGCGGGCGCGUUUCGCUGGGACCCGACGCUGCCGCGGGAGCGCGGCCCGAACCUCCCUCCCCCCUUAUACCCCCCCCUCCCCUCCCCGGUUUUCGCCUCGCCAUGUCCGGGGACGGCGGCAGCAGGCACACGGCGGAGCUGCGAGCGGAGCUCUACUUCCUCAUCGCUCGAUUUUUGGAGGACGGACCCUGCCAGCAAGCGGCUCAGGUCCUGAUCCGAGAAGUGGCUGAGAAAGAGCUGCUGCCCAAGCGGACCGACUGGACGGGCAAGGAGCAUCCCCGUAGCUACGAGAACCUGGUGAAAUAUUACAGACACUUGGCACCUGACCACUUGCUUCAAAUAUGCCAUCGACUUGGACCUCUUCUAGAGCAAGAAAUUCCCCAGAGUGUCCCUGGAGUGCAGACAUUAUUAGGAGCUGGCAGACAGUCUUUGCUUCGUACAAACAAAAGUUGCAAACAUGUUGUAUGGAAGGGAUCUGCUCUUGCUGCACUACAUUGUGGGAGGCCUCCAGAGUCACCUGUAAAUUAUGGCAGUCCACCUAGUAUAGUGGAUACCCUCUUUUCAAGAAAACUAAAUGGAAAAUACAGACUUGAACGCCUCGUUCCAACUGCAGUCUAUCAACAUAUGAAGAUGCACAAACGAAUUUUAGGACACUUAUCCUCUGUAUACUGUGUAACUUUUGAUCGGACUGGCAGGCGAAUAUUUACUGGAUCAGAUGAUUGCCUUGUAAAAAUCUGGGCAACAGAUGAUGGAAGAUUGUUGGCUACCCUAAGAGGGCAUGCAGCUGAAAUAUCUGAUAUGGCAGUCAACUAUGAAAACACCAUGAUAGCUGCUGGAAGCUGUGAUAAAAUGAUCAGAGUUUGGUGCCUUCGAACUUGUGCACCCUUAGCAGUUCUGCAGGGCCACAGUGCAUCUAUAACAUCAUUGCAGUUCUCUCCACUGUGCAGUGGCUCAAAGCGAUACUUGUCUUCAACUGGGGCAGAUGGAACAAUAUGCUUCUGGCUGUGGGAUGCUGGCACCCUUAAAAUAAAUCCAAGGCCAACGAAGUUUACAGAGCGCCCUCGUCCUGGGGUCCAAAUGAUCUGUUCCUCUUUUAGUGCUGGUGGAAUGUUUCUGGCCACUGGAAGUACAGAUCACAUCAUAAGGGUUUAUUUCUUUGGAUCAGGUCAGCCAGAGAAGAUAUCAGAGUUGGAGUUUCAUACUGACAAAGUUGACAGCAUUCAGUUUUCUAAUAGUAGUAGCAGAUUUGUGAGUGGAAGCCGUGAUGGAACAGCACGAAUCUGGCAAUUUAAGCGAAAGGAAUGGAAAAGCAUUUUAUUAGAUAUGGCUACUCGCCCAGCAGGGCAAAGUUUACAAGGAGUUGAAGAUAAAAUCACAAAGCUGAAAGUGACCAUGGUAGCAUGGGACCGCCAUGACAACUCUGUUAUAACUGCAGUAAAUAACAUGACUCUGAAAGUUUGGAAUUCUUUCACUGGCCAACUCAUUCAUAUUCUCAUGGGACAUGAAGAUGAAGUGUUUGUACUUGAACCUCAUCCAUUUGAUCCAAGAGUUCUCUUCUCUGCUGGACAUGAUGGAAAUGUCAUUGUUUGGGAUUUGGCAAGAGGGGUCAAAGUCCGGUCUUACUUCAAUAUGAUUGAAGGACAAGGACAUGGUGCAGUCUUUGACUGCAAGUGCUCUCCUGAUGGACAGCAUUUUGCAUGUACUGAUUCUCAUGGUCACCUUCUGAUUUUUGGCUUUGGUUCCAGUAGCAAGUACGACAAGAUAGCAGAUCAGAUGUUCUUUCAUAGUGAUUAUCGGCCCCUUAUCCGUGAUGCCAACAACUUUGUCCUGGAUGAACAGACACAGCAGGCUCCACACCUUAUGCCUCCCCCAUUUUUGGUUGAUGUGGAUGGCAACCCUCAUCCUGCAAGGUAUCAAAGACUAGUUCCUGGUCGUGAGAACUGCAGGGAGGAACAGCUUAUUCCUCAGAUGGGAGUGACAUCUUCAGGAUUGAAUCAAGUUCUUAGUCAACAAGCAAAUCAAGAAGUUAGUCCGUUGGAUAGCAUGAUUCAAAGACUUCAGCAAGAGCAGGACCAGAGGCGCUCUGGGGAAGCAGGAACCAGUAGUACGAGUCGGAUAAACAGAGGAUCUGUAAGUUCUACCUCAGAAGUACAUUCACCACCAAAUAUAGGAUUAAGGCGUAGUGGACAAAUUGAAGGUGUGCGUCAGAUGCAUAGCAAUGCACCAAGAAGUGAAAUAGCCACUGAGAGAGACCUUGUGGCUUGGAGUCGAAGGGUUGUAGUGCCUGAACUGUCUUCUGGUGUGGCCAGUAGGCAGGAAGAAUGGAGAACAGCAAAGGGAGAAGAAGAAGUAAGAGUGUAUCGAUCAGAAGAGAAAAGGAAACACAUAACAAGUCACAUUCAAAGAGAGAAUAAGAUACCCACAUUCUCUAAGAACCAUUCUCAUGAUCAUUUACUAGACAUGAGCGACUCAAAAAAACAGCAGCAAGCUAAUCAGCACAACUACCGUACGAGAUACGCAGUAGAAGAAACUGCAAGGCCUGCAGAAGAGUUAGAAAAUGGACACAGUUCCUCGGAUGAAGGGGAAGUAGUUGUUGCCAGUGGUGGAACAUCAGAAGAUGAUGAAAGAGCAUGGCACAGUGAUGGCAGCUCUAGUGACUACUCAAGUGAUUAUUCUGACUGGACGGCAGAUGCAGGAAUCAAUUUGCAACCACCAAAGAAAAUCCCUAAAAUUAAAACAAAGAAAGCGGAAAGUAGUUCAGAAGAUGAAGAAGGACCUGAAAAACAAAAGAAGCAAAUUAAAAAGGAAAGGAAAAAAGGAAUUGAGGAGAAAGAUGGACCGUCAACAUCACCAAAGAAGAGGAAACCCAAAGAGAGAAAACAAAAGAGGUUGGCUGUAGGAGUUCUGGCAGAAAAUGGUUUGACACUGGAAGAAUGGCUGCCUUCAGCAUGGAUUACAGACACUGUUCCUCGUCGGUGCCCAUUUGUGCCACAGAUGGGGGAUGAGGUCUACUAUUUCCGACAAGGUCAUGAAGCAUAUGUUAUAAUGGCAAAAAAGAACAAAAUAUAUAAUAUUAAUCCCAAGAAGCAGCCAUGGCAUAAAAUGGAAUUACGGGAGCAAGAGCUGAUGAAAAUAGUUGGGAUUAAGUAUGAAGUGGGAUUGCCUACUCUCUGCUGUCUUAAACUGGCUUUUCUUGACCCUGAUACGGGUAAACUAACUGGAGGAUCGUUCACCAUGAAGUAUCAUGAUAUGCCAGAUGUCAUAGAUUUCCUAGUUUUGAGGCAGCAGUUUGACGAUGCAAAACACAGGCGAUGGAAUAUAGGUGAUCGUUUCAGGUCAGUGAUAGAUGAUGCGUGGUGGUUUGGAACAAUUGACAGCCAGGAACCUCUUCAGCCUGAUUAUCCUGAUAGCUUAUUUCAGUGCUACAAUGUCUGCUGGGACAAUGGUGAUACUGAGAAGAUGAGCCCUUGGGACAUGGAGCUGAUACCAACUAAUGCUGUAUUUCCAGAAGAACUGGGAACUAGUGUUCCUUUAACAGAUGAUGAACGUAGAACACUGCUCUACAAACCUCUGGAUGGAGAAUGGGGUUCCAGGACCCGAGAUGAGGAGUGUGACAGAGUUAUUGCAGGGAUCAACCAACUCAUGACUUUAGAUAUUGCUUCUGCAUUUGUGGCACCUGUGGAUCUCCAAGCUUACCCAAUGUAUUGCACUGUUGUGGCAUAUCCCACCGACCUCAGUACCAUUAAACAAAGACUGGAAAGCAGAUUUUACAGGCGCCUUUCUUCAUUAAUGUGGGAAGUCCGGUACAUAGAACAUAAUACUCGCACAUUUAAUGAACCUGGAAGUCCUAUUGUCAAAUCUGCCAAAUUUGUCACAGAUCUUCUGCUGCACUUCAUAAAAGACCAGAGUUGCUAUGACAUAAUUCCAUUAUACAAUGCAAUGAAGAAGAAAGUAUUGUCUGACUCUGAGGAGGAAGAAGAGAAAGAUACAAAUGUGCCAGGAACUUCCACUAGAAAAAGAAAGGAUCAUCAGCCAAAGCGGCGGCUACGUAAUAGAGCUCAGUCAUAUGAUAUUCAGUCAUGGAAGAAGCAAUGCCAGGAGCUGCUGAAUCUCAUUUUUCAGUGUGAAGAUUCUGAACCGUUUCGACAACCAGUGGAUCUCCUUGAAUAUCCAGAUUACAGAGAUAUUAUCGACACUCCUAUGGAUUUUUCUACUGUUAGAGAAACACUGGAAGCUGGCAACUAUGAGUCACCAACAGAGUUAUGUAAAGAUGUGAGACUUAUUUUCAGCAAUUCCAAGGCCUAUACACCAAGUAAAAGAUCAAGGAUUUACAGCAUGAGUUUGCGGCUGUCUGCUUUCUUUGAAGAACACAUAAGUUCUAUUUUAUCGGAUUAUAAGUCUGCCCUACGCUUUCAUAAAAGAAAUACAAUAAAGAAAAGAAGGAAAAAAAGAAGUAGAAGCAGCUCAGUUUCCAGUAGUGUUGCAUCCAGCCCUGAAAGGAAGAGGAGAUUAAUAAAACCUCAGCUGAAGGCAGAAACUGCUGCCACCUCUUCGUCUUCUGCACCUGUGCGGUCAACAGCACUGAGACAUGCUCCACCUCAGAUGAAUGGAAAAGCAGCUGAAACCUCAUCCCUUGUGCGGACUAGAAGCAAUAGGGGAACAACAGAAGUCGCUGUUACAGAGCAACCAUCUACUUCUUCAGGAGCAAAGCCUUUAACAAUAAAGCCUUUAAUUACAAAGUCUAAUAUUACUGCAGGGUCAGGAAAGUCAGUACUGGAGAAUUCAACCAAACAUUCCAAGAACCAGAAUAGUGUGUCAGUCCCUUCUCAGUCUGAUUACAGUCAUCACACUAGGAAUAACUCCACAAGAGAAAAUCCUGAGAAAGAGAAGCAAGUCAAGCGCAAAGUAAAAUCUGCCACUGUUAAUCAACAAGUAGAUUGCAAGAAUAAUGCUUUGGCAUCAGGAAGCAUCCAGGUAAAUGGACACAGUGGACAGCCUUCAAAACCUCCAGUUAAAAGAGGUCCCGGACGGAAGCCGAAAGUGGAGACUAAUAACAGUACAUGUGAGGUGGUGCACAAGAAGAGAGGCAGAAAACCAAAAAAGCUGCAAAUUGUUGAACAGCAGAAGGCUGCGGAGCAGAAUGCAAUCCAGACCACACAGGAUGUACCAGAAGAAGCCUCUGCUUCUACUGCAUGCAAUUCUCUCUCUGAAAAUAAUAUGAAGGAAGACUUGUUACAAAAAAAAGGCCGUGGGGGUAGAAAGCCAAAAAGGAAGAUAAAGACCCAUCAGCCAGGCUCGGACCUCCUAGUUCCUGCGAAUGUUAAAAUGCAGACAAGAAGCAGGAGGAAAAAGAUAGAUGAGCCUAUGGAGGAGGGAUCUGAAGAGCUUAAAGAUUCUGAACCUCACAUGAGAACUAGAAACCAGGGUAGGAGGACAGCCUUUUACAAUGAAGAUGACUCUGAGGAAGAGCAAAGGCAGCUAUUGUUUGAGGACACCUCCUUAACUUUUGGAACGUCUAGCAGAGGCAGAGUCCGAAAGUUGACUGAAAAAGCAAAAGCUAAUUUAAUUGGUUGGUAAUUUUUACCAGGGGUUUUACUUCAGAAUGCUAUGAAGCAGGUACAGUUAAGGAAUGGCAGAACAGACUUCUGCUUCCCUGCUGCUAUUAUGGGUUGGAAGAGUGUGUUCUGGCUUGAGGAGAAAAAAUUAGCAAAAAAAAAAAAGAACUGAAAGAGCAGUCUUUGAAAGAAAUAUAUAUUUUAAACUUUUGCUAUUUAUUGCCCUCCAGAUAGGUUAUGCAUUUCAACAGUCAUUUUGUUCACAGUUGAGAAUAAUGAAAGCAAUUUCUGGCUGACGCACAUUGUUGAGAGCGACUCUGCUCAAGUAGUGCAUAGUAUCCUUACACCAAUAAAGAAACAGGUGGUAGAACUUGUAAUGCCGCAAACUGAAAGCAGAAGUCUAUUUUUAACCAAGCAAGGUGCACCUUGAUUGUAAAGUCAAGUUGCCUCAGAAUGCAGGUUUUGGCAAAAAGUGGCAGUAAAUUCACUUACAUUUAUACUAAAUACAAAAAUAUCAAACUUUGCUAAUCUAAAAAUGCUUAAUUUCAGUUGGGAUGGAAUGUUCAGCUGCAAAGGAAGCCUAGCACAGGCUGUGGGUUUAUCCAAGCUCUGCCAAACAUAGCAAAAAUGUAAUCACAAAUAUAUAUAUAUAUAUCCACAUUGGAAAAAGUUUGACUAAUGUCUAAUUUUUCAGACCUUGAUUCUUGUAUCAAUCACUAAAUUUCUGUUUAUUGUGCCAAAGACUGAAAAUCAGUGCAGUGGAGAGCCUUUUUUUCUUUCCAGGUGUCAGUAGAGCAUACCAUUUGCAGUGAUAAAAGCUGUGUGUUUUAAAUAGUAAGUGGUUAACAUUGUUCUGAAAUGUAUCCUUUUUGGUACUUUUGGUAGAAAAUAAUGCACUGGUGGGGUCCUUUGACAGAGAUGUUUUAGACAAAACAUGUAAUUGGUUAAAGGAUUCAAGGAAAUUACAGGAAAGGUAUGGAAUGAAGAUGUUUACUUUCUGAUCCAGAUUGAUUGUUGUUUCUACAACUUUAGACGUGCUGAAGAGGCUAAAAUGACCUACAAAGAAGAGUGUAUGUGUAUAUAUUAAUAUAUACAUGAACACAUACAUAUAGAAUAUUACCCAGGUAUAAAUUUUUUUCAGGAUUUUUUAGAUAGCACUAGAACUGAAAAUAAAUUUUAAAAUGUCAUACUUUAUAGUUUAAUUUUAAGGGGAAGAUUGGUUAUUUUCAAUUAUUAAGGUUAAAAGGCCAAAUCACUUUUUAUGCAAUCAUGUUUUAUACAGUGGUCUCAUUGCACAUUGUUUUUCUGCACUUUUUAUGGUAUAUCACGCUGACAUAAGUCAACAUACACCCUAAAGAAAAAUUCCAUUUAAUGAUUGUGCCUUGUAUUCUAUUAUUUCUUGCAUCCUUAGUAAAAUUAAGUUGUCUAUUGUAAAUGAUAACUAUAUGACUUAGGGGAAUGUAUUGUUAUAUGUACUGCUCUGGAAAAGAAAAGCAGUUAUUUAUUUGUUUAUGGUACAUCUACUUAUUUUAUACCUUUGCAAACAAACUUUAAUACCAUUUUCUAUCACUUAAAAAGUAUUGUCCAGUUUUAAGGAAAAAAACAAAUACAGAAGCAGUCAUAUUUUCUGAGAUCCGGUAUGGUACAAAAAUGUAACCAAAAUUGCCUGGUUAUACAUCACUUUGGAAGCUUGGGUAGUGUGAAAGGGUUUUUUUUGUCUGUGUGUGUAUGUGUGACCCUAACUUAGUUGAAGAAAAUAAACCUGAAAUGAAACCUCAAUUCUGUACACCCUUGCUGAAAAAUAAUUCUUUUUACGAACAUCAUCUGCAAUAGCUGGCAGGGAGGGCAUACAGAAUUAAGACCUUAAAUUUGCACAGAUUCUGUAUUCAUUUGGGGCCUGAUUGUUCACUCUUUUAUUUUCUAUUACAUACAAAAAAAAUAAAUAAAAGCUUAAACAACACUGGUAUUUGACACUGAGAGGAAUAGACGCAAGCUAAUGUGGACAGCAAAUUAUUAUCCACCGUACCUAGUUUUACAUUGUUCACCAUGCAUUUAGCUACAAGGAAUGACUAAAAUGUUUUCCAGAUCCUCUUUGAAUUGUUCGGGGUCUGACUGUGGGGAGCAAGGAUUAGUUUGCAUUUCAUUUGUUGGGAUAUUUAUUUUGUCUGACAAGUAUUUCUCUAUGAUCCACUUAAAAUGGAGUCACAAAACGUGUGGUAAGAUAACAAGCUAUGGUUGUACAGUUGCAAUACAGCUUCACAGUUCACAGCUGACUGACUCUACUUGUUAAUUUUGUCAAAUCUCACUGAAGGCAAUCAUUUGAAAAUGUGUAAUUUCCUGAUGUUAUCUGCAUUGUAAUAUAUCAAAUAGAUUAUAUCUAAAAUUCA